Pteropus alecto (black flying fox) is the source of this 3139-nucleotide messenger RNA. It is a transcript of the gene GDE1, whose product is annotated as glycerophosphodiester phosphodiesterase 1. Bases 5 to 1153 code for a protein of 382 amino acids. The record is from RefSeq and is a predicted model, not a curated record. The transcript has 6 exons. Lineage: Eukaryota; Metazoa; Chordata; Mammalia; Chiroptera; Pteropodidae. Gene Ontology annotation, molecular function: phosphoric diester hydrolase activity. Gene Ontology annotation, biological process: lipid metabolic process.
CCGGAUGUGGCCCCCGCCACCGCCAUUGUGCGGCUGUGCUGUCCACCGAGGGUCCCCCUGCGGCGAGUGCUUUGGAUUCUCGCCCUCGCUUCUCGAUCUCCUGUCCCGGGAGCCCGGCGGGUCCGGGACUCCCGUCCGUGCCGGUGCGGGCGCCGGCAUGUGGCUGUGGGAGGAACAGGGGGGCCUCAUGGGCCCCUUCUCCUUCCUGCUGCUGUUGGUGCUUCUGGUGACACGCAGCCCCUUCAGUGCCUGCCUCUUCACCGGCAGCUUCUACCUCCUGCUGCGCCUCUUCAGCUUUGAGCCUGUGCCCACCUGCAGGGCCCUACAGGUGCUCAAGCCCCGCGACCGCGUUACCGUCAUCGCCCACCGCGGCGGCAGCCACGACGCACCCGAGAACACACUGGCGGCCAUUCGGCAGGCAGCUAAGAAUGGAGCAACAGGCGUGGAGUUAGACAUUGAGUUUACUGCUGACGGGGUCCCUGUCUUAAUGCACGAUAACACGGUAGAUAGGACGACGGAUGGCACUGGUCGAUUGUGUGAUUUGACAUUUGAACAAAUUAGGAAGCUUAAUCCUGCAGCAAAUCACAGAUUAAGGAAUGAUUUCCCUAAUGAAAAGAUCCCUACCCUGAGAGAAGCCGUUGCAGAGAGCCUGAACCAUAACCUCACGAUCUUCUUUGAUGUCAAGGGCCAUGCAAAUAAGGCUACCGAUGCUCUAAAGAAAAUAUAUAUGGAGUUUCCUCAACUAUACAAUAAUAGUAUUGUCUGCUCCUUCUUGCCAGAAGUUAUCUAUAAGAUGCGACAGACAGAUCAGAAUGUGGUGACGGCUUUAACUCACAGACCUUGGAGCCUUAGCCAUACAGGAGAUGGGAAACCACGCUUUAAUGCUGUAUGGAAACAUUCAGUUUUUGUGGUACUGGACAUUUUGCUCGAUUGGAGCCUGCAUAAUAUUUUGUGGUACCUGUGUGGAAUUUCAGCUUUCCUCAUACAGAAGGAUUUUGUGUCCCCGGACUACUUGAAGAAGUGGUCAGCUAAAGACAUUCAGGUUAUUGCUUGGACUGUUAAUACUUUUGAUGAAAAAAGUUACUAUGAAUCCCAUCUUCAUUCUGGCUACAUCACUGACAGCAUGUUGGAAGACUGCCAGUCUCAGUUCUAGACUUUUCCCCAGGGAAGAAACCCAUGGGGACAGAAACUGCCUGCCGGCCUCAUGCAGGGAUACCCAUUGCGUUAGCCCACGCCCUGGGGGAUCAGGUGACCCACACAAGCAAUACUCAGUAAUUGCUUUUUUACCUGAGCCAGAGCAGAGCCCAGUGUUUCCACCAUGCUCCGUGGACUGCCCGAGCUCCACGCCACUGCUCUUGAAAAUCUGGGUCUGCAGAAAGGCACAGCCCUGCCCGGCCCUAGCCGAGGCAUUGCACCGAGACCCGGUGAGAAGAAGCACAGGUUGAGUGAUGCAGUUUGGGGGGUACAGACGCAAAUGCAUGGGAAAUGCAUGAUCACUCAGUGUUGACAUUUUUAAAACUUGACACAUUUAUGUAAUUCACUUAUUUAAAAUAUUUGUACUCGGCUAUGUUAUCAAUAUACGAUAGACGCCAAGCUUGUGACCAUACUAAUAAAAUCAUUAAAAGGAGCAGUAAGGGAAAACUGUGUGCCAAGCAGCGUAUCCUAAGAUACAAGGAAUUUAGGGGAGCCGCUGUCUCAGUCCACUGACCAGCUUCAGCGCGGAGCAACAAAAAUGGCAGGAGAGUCUGGACACCGGCCUGAGGGAUGGCUCGUGUUAUCUCGGAGGAAGAGCCACAGACCACUAGGGAGCAGAGUAACAUUCUUUCAGGCUACUCUACGACGGAUGAUCAUACACGAUUAGAACUGGAAGAAACUUCUAAGGACAUCUAGCUUGUCCUCACUUUGCAAAUGAGAACACCAGAACCUGUGGAAGGAAAGGGUCUUCCUCAGAAAUAACGUAGCUGGUGACAUAGCAGAGUCUGAUCUCGUGAUAAGUAAAUUUCUUAUUUACUAUUUGCCUGGAACUUUAGGGAUUUAACGUGUUUUCUUAACUCACAAAAAUCUUACAGAGUUGGUAUUCUCUUUUUACUGAUGAGGAAGCUGAGGCACUGCAAAGUUAAAGUCACUUACUCAAGGUCUCGAAUUCCUUGGUGCGAUUGAGAUUCGGAUCCAGGUAGAUCUGAACCCCUGCUCCUAACCACUCCUCUGCCUUUAGAAAGCCCUUGAUUUCCAGCUCCUUCCCACAUGAGCUUCCGGGGGUCUUAUCAAUAGCAACGUUUAAAAUGAAGGUGAGUCUUGAAAAAAUUGCAUAGCUGUCUUUCUCCGCAGCUGCCCUCCCGCAGCCUUGAUCACAGGCUGUACAGCUGAGUCAUGAUUUCGCUCCUGAGUCCCAGUGAGUCACCAGCCUCACACUCAGCGGGCAGACCACCAGUCCACACAGCUAGAUGGCAGCGGGAAGCAAACCGAUUUUUUGCUAUGGUUGGUAUUGGCAGUAGAUGGGGCUUGGGACAUUUUCAAUCAACAUUGACAAAGACAUUUUCUUGAAUUUUAAAAUUAACAGUAAGACGAUUUAUUCAAUGAAUGGAACAGAUACCUAAACUGCAUGUACUUCAAAAAUAAAUAAACAAACCGCAUGUACUUCUAUCCCGUGUUAUGACUAACAGGAGAAAGUGACCCCCCAAAAAUCUGGACUGAACUCCCCGCUUUGACAUAGCUUCGGAGACUGCACAUCAACCAAGAAGGAAGGAAUUCUCUUGGGGGCAGUAGAGGCGAUAUCCCUUCUGCUGUGUGAAGCCUCGAGAGCCAGUUUGCUGCCUCUUGACCUUUGUCCCAAAUACAUUUUGCUCUUGACUCAGCCAAACCUAAUUAAAGAUUUAGAUCCUAUGCUAAAGAGGCCUCGAAGAUGGAGAAUUUGGAUGAAGAAAGAUGUUAAUAGGUACUACUUUUAAGCACUUAUUUGAAAGGCUUAGUAUAGGGCUUAGAAACAGCACUUGGGAUCAGAGAAAGCUAAAUCUCAUUUCCUGAUAAAACAAUUUACCAUCUGUAUGACCUUGGGUAAGUUAUCUAAGUCAUCUGUAAAACGGGCAGUAUUAGUACCACCCCAGAAGGUGGUUACAAAUAAAUGAAAGUACAUGUAAAA